AUGUCUUACGCUGAGCAUGGACCGCGUAUCUUUUUGGUGGGCAGGCCAAGUUGUGACGCACCUUUGACGUAUGGAGAUUACGUAUUACCGAGGAAACGAUUGGAGGGUCGUUUGAAGCUAUACAAUUCGUGUACAGACAUUCGAGCUUGGAGCCCGAACAUUUCGGAGAGCUCACGUUACUUUCGCGAGCUCAACGAACAUGAUCCUGCGGCAGGAAGAGUGAUACCGUUCAAUGUGGUAAUGGAAAGCAUGAUAGGACUUACGGCUGAAGCCCAAAACGAGCUUUGCGUUGUGCGGAGGGAACUGCAAAAAUACAAAUCCCUGAAGCUUACCGCAGAACAACAAACGUAUCUGGAGAAUUUCCAUUCCGACACAUAUCUGUCUAUAUAUUUUCAUCCGAGCAGAAGAUUUCGAUACGAUAGAGGGAUUCGCGAUUCAUUAUUAAGUAAUACGCGUGUUCUGAGGAGGAAUCUAAAUACAAAUCCGUUAUUGGAAAAUCAUGCCUAUCUGGCGUCACGUGUAACGUCUUGCGAUAUACUGACCGAAGCUACGCGAGAGCGCAACAAGCAAGCAAAUACUUGCAUCGAGUACAUUGACGUAUCCUCUCAAAUGAUACCAGACGUUUGUGAAGUGGGUGUGCAAACGGAUGGAUGUAAAAAUAAUGACGAUUACAAUAAACAGUCUAAUGUCGAUUCAUCCUCUAGUCAAUCAUAUUACGAGAGUAGCGAGAGUGUGUCUGUAUCUGAAAGUGAAUCAGGAGUGAACUCGGAUCCCGAAAUGUGCGAGAAAAGCCACAAAAGAGUCAUCAUUCAAAAAGAUUCGGAAAUUAUCGUGCUGAAGAAUGAACUCGGUAUGAGGGAAGACGAGUUGGAAGAAUUACGAGAGUUAAAUAGGCACUUGCAGACGUUGUUAAAAGAAAAGAACGAAAACACGGACAUUUUGAAGCACAAUUUCAAUACUCUGCAAGAAAAAUUGAAAGUAGCGAACGAUAAACGUAAUGAUGAAGUGGAAGAUUUCAAUGCGAAACUUUCUUCCGCCGAGUGCCUGGUGGAUCAGUUGAAAGCAGAGUUAGCUAGAAAAUGUCAACUUUGUUAUUUUCAAUCGCAAGAAAUCCAGAAACUUGGGGAACAAGUUAAAGAAGCGGAAUUACUUUCCAUAGAAAACGAGUCUCUUACGCGAAAGGUGAAGGAAAUAGAGUACUUGUCGAAAGAGGCGGAAAGCUGCGGCAUUGCUUUAGAGCAGGUGAAAAAUGUCUGGCGGGAACGGGAUAGACUCCAAAAGCAAUAUCACGAACAAAGUUGCACGCUGGCGGAUAGAGAAGAUGAAAUAAAACAACUAUUGACGUUGAUAAAGCAAAUGUCGGUUACGGCUGACACUCGCGAGGUGCGUUAUUUGGCGGCUUUGCGUGUAGAGAUGAAUGAUGUAGUAGCCGGCUUGAGAAACGAGAUUCAGGCCAAAAGUGACAAGAUCUCGCAGUGCGAAAUGCAGCUAGUUUGCAUGGAGCGGGAAGUCGGUAAUCUGACUAACACGCUGAAAAGUAGUCUGAAUAAUUUGGACGAGGCUAAGAUAGCAUACGAGGGCAUUCGCGAGUACACCAAGUGCGAGCACGACACUUGCUUAGACGUGCAGAGCGCGUUGUCCGCUUUAAAAGCGUUCAUUGCCGAGUUGGAGGAGUGUAAAUUAGAACGUAACCGUCUGCGGGAAAUAGAUAACCUGAAGGCUUGUGUGGCGUGCUACAGCCAAGAGUGCGUCAGCGAGACUGCAAACGCAAAUUUUGAUACUGGACACGGAUCGAUCCAGCCGGCGGCAGAAGAUGUUUCUACGUCGAGCAAUUGCGGCGACUGUCGCUCGUCCAAAGAAUUGGUUAACGUUCAGAUUCAGUCGGACGACGUUGAUUCCACCACAACGUAUUCCGAGGAGUCGGAAAAAGUGGAAGUGGAGUUGAACGAGGUGAUCUCGUAUGAAGAAAUUGAUCGCGCGCUUACAAUGCACAUCAAACAUUCCAUCGACAAGAUACACGAAAUAUCCAUGGCCCUUCAAGGCGCCGGAGAUCAUCACGUGCAGAUCGUCAAAGAAUUCGCGAGGCAGCAGCAGGAGCUGCAAAAAAAGGACCUAGAGAUCACGGAAUUGAAACAACAAGUAGCGGAGCACAUGUUACGAAGAGGCGAGGGCGACUGCAUGAUUCAGGAGCAGCUGAAAAGAAGGAUGGUGGAGAAGGAAAAGGCGCUGGAAGCUAUAAACAAAAGAGACAGCGAGAUCGAGAGACUGCGCGAACAUCUUAUUGCUUUGGAAAGUAAGAUUUCUUCUCACCGCAUCGAGUACGAUACGUUGAAAAUCGAAAAUGCUGAUCUUCUCAACGCGAGGAGUGUACUUUCGAAAGAAAAGGACGAGCAAAACGAAAAACUCAGGGCGCAGAGGGAACAGAUGUGUAAUCUAAUGCAGCAGAUAGAAGACUUGAAGCAGACAAUCGGUGUUUUGAAGGAGGAAACCGAUAACGUCGACGAUAUAAGAAAACAGUGA
Linepithema humile (Argentine ant) is the source of this 2520-nucleotide messenger RNA. NCBI's taxonomy places the organism in Eukaryota, Metazoa, Arthropoda, Insecta, Hymenoptera, Formicidae. The record is from RefSeq and is a predicted model, not a curated record.